ACAUUACUUUAACCAAUAUGGCCGACAAUGGACCACAAAAGGACCAAGAGGAAGUUACCGAAUUGAAAAACGACUUGCAAAACGCAUCUAUUGACGAGAAAGACACAGAUGAGACAGAGGAAACACCAGAACGGGAAAUAACUCAAACAGACCAUCUAAACAAACGUCUUCUUGGUGCUUUUCUAAAUAGAAUUAACAUUAAUCCUUCGUCCCUCCCCCCACAGUCCGCAUACCAAAACGGAGAAAAUAGUAGCUCGGACACAGAUGAAGACAGCACAGUAGACUUAAAGAAUAAUCAAUAAGAGACUUACAAAUAUUCUUCUGAUAAUAUACAGACUAACACUUUACUUGAACAUAUUUUGUGAAGAAAUUAUCUAGAUAACCCUGAAUUCACCUGCAGCAUUCUAGAAUUCGUAUUCGAGAAGAAUAAACUGUGUUUAUUAGGGAUAAAAGAACAAAAAGCCGAUGUCAGGAGAUCACAUAGAAAAGCUGGUUAUUGGAAUAUCAGGAGCUACUAAUAGUGGUAAAUCUACUUUGGUCGAACAGCUUGUGUCUGCUUUACCCAAUUGCUCUGCUAUUCAUCAAGACGAUUACUACCUGGAACCAGGGGAUGAAAGACUGACUUGGAUUCCAGAAUUGAAUCAUGAGAAUUGGGACGAAAUGAAAGCCCUUGAGAUGGAAAGACUUGUGCGUGAUAUUCAGCAGUGGGUCAGAGACACACAUUCACCAGGUGGCGACAGUAUUUCUGUGCUCCUGGUGGAUGGUUUUCUUUUGUACAACUACAGACCACUUAAUGAGUUAUUCAGCAAAAGAUAUUUUCUGAAUGUAAGCCAGACUGUGUGCAGGAGUAGAAGAAGUGAAAGGAAUUAUGAGCCCCCGGAUGUUCCUGGCUAUUUUGAUCAGAUUGUAUGGCCAGCCUAUUUGGAGAGCCGGGAGGAAAUAAAGGACCAGUCUGAUAUCACAUUCCUUGAUGGAACAAGCAAAAAGGAAGAUAUCUUUCAAACUGUUCUAAAGGACAUUUUAUCAGUUAUCCCAUUGACUCGUUAAGAGUUUACUGUAGUACAUUGUAGUGCAGGAAGGCUACUUUUUCAUGUAUAAUCGAUCAUGAUAUACUACUAGAAUAACUGCUGCUAAUUCAAAUGUAACAAAUGUCAUAAUGCAGUUUUCUUGUUACUUUCAUUAAUAAAGAAUAAUUUUUAUGUUACUUUCAUUAAUAAAGAAUAAUUUUUGUAUAA
Messenger RNA from Mizuhopecten yessoensis (Yesso scallop), 1235 nucleotides. Its product is annotated as nicotinamide riboside kinase 2-like. The record is from RefSeq and is a predicted model, not a curated record. NCBI's taxonomy places the organism in Eukaryota, Metazoa, Mollusca, Bivalvia, Pectinida, Pectinidae. The coding region runs from base 466 to 1047 and encodes 193 amino acids. The transcript has 7 exons. Gene Ontology annotation, cellular component: cytoplasm.